Linnemannia hyalina is the source of this 1095-nucleotide messenger RNA. NCBI's taxonomy places the organism in Eukaryota, Fungi, Mortierellomycota, Mortierellomycetes, Mortierellales, Mortierellaceae. The record is from the annotation of a GenBank genome assembly.
AUGUCUGCCACCAAAGCCAUUGCCGAAGAUCUCACUGCCACCUUUACCGGCUGGGCCUCCACUGGAUCUCUCCCUUUGAAGAAGUUUUCCUACCACCCCCGCCCCCUCGGCCCCCAGGAUGUCGAGGUCGAAAUCACUCACUGCGGUAUCUGCGGAUCGGAUGUCCACACUAUGACCUCCGGAUGGGGUGAGCUUUCAGGACCCUGCAUUACCGGCCACGAGAUUGUCGGUACUGUCGUCGAGGCUGGCCCCGAGAGUCUUCGCAAGGUCGGCGAACUUGUCGGUAUCGGUGCCAUUGUCGAUGCCUGCGGUGAGUGCAAGGACUGCAAGGAAGGUUUCGAUCAGCUCUGCCACAAGUCCACCUACACCUACAAUUCGACCUACCACGCUAGCGGUGCCAAGUCCUAUGGAGGAUAUGCAGACCGUGUCCGUGUCAACAGCCAGUACGCUCACAAGAUUCCCUCGGAGAUCUCUGCUGCUGAAGCCGCUCCUCUCUUGUGCGCUGGUGUUACCACCUACACUCCCUUGAAGCACUUUGGUGCUGGACCCGGCAAGCGUGUCGGUGUCAUGGGUAUUGGUGGACUUGGUCACUUGGGCAUCCAGUGGGCUGCCGCCCUUAAGGCCGACGAGGUCGUUGCCAUCUCCACCAGUGACAACAAGCGUGAGGAGGCCAAGAAGUUGGGUGCUACCAAGUUCGUCAACUCAAGGAACGAGGAAGAACGUAAGGCCGCCCGCCACAGCCUCGACAUCUUGCUUUUGACCAGCAACGACAAGAACACCAACUGGGCCGAGCUCAUCGAAUACGUCGCCAACCAUGGAACCUUGGUCCUCUUGGCCUUGCCCGAGAUCGCAACCAUUGCCGUCCCCCCAAGCUCGCUCUUGAUGCGCCACGUCUCCAUUGCCGGCUCCCUUGUUGGUGGCUGGAAGAUCACUCAAGAGAUGCUCGAGUUUGCCGCCAAGACCGGUGUGCGCCCCUGGAUCGAGAAGAUGCCUAUGAGCGAUGCCAACGCAGCUAUCAACCACAUGAUGGAGGGUCGUCCCCGCUACAGAAUCGUCAUGGAGACUGAAGCUGCUGCUCGCCUUCAGAAGCACUAA